Molecule: messenger RNA, 291 nt
Organism: Striga hermonthica
Lineage: Eukaryota; Viridiplantae; Streptophyta; Magnoliopsida; Lamiales; Orobanchaceae
Source: the annotation of a GenBank genome assembly
AUGGACGGCGGCAUAGAAGACAUCUUUGCGUCUUCUUUGAACUUGGAGGAGACCCAUUUCAAAGAGGGUUGCGGCGAGGGCCACGCAGACGGCCUAAUCGCCGGCCGGCAAGGAGGAGAGCCGGCAAGCGGGCCUCAAAACCGGAUGGAUGAGCUGCUCGAGAAGUACCCCAUUUUGGAGCCAGAAAACGAGACAGUCUCGAAUAUGAUGGACUCCCUGAGGUUCAAAUUUAGGGCUACUUGCGCCAGUGAAUGCGAAAUUGGAGUACGAUGGCUACCCGAAAGCUUCUGA